Messenger RNA from Fimicolochytrium jonesii, 1511 nucleotides. RefSeq lists its product as uncharacterized. The record is from RefSeq and is a predicted model, not a curated record. Bases 124 to 1344 code for a protein of 406 amino acids. Lineage: Eukaryota; Fungi; Chytridiomycota; Chytridiomycetes; Spizellomycetales; Powellomycetaceae. The transcript is spliced from 2 exons.
GUCGAAGCGGAAGGAGAAACGAGCAAAGCCAUUCAAGUGGUUCACCAUUCCAGAACCUUACCUCUCCGCACCCGGGUCACGACGGGAUAUGCGUCUCUUAAUUCAGCGUGGUCCUAGAAUAAAAUGGACUUACCACUUGCUUUCGGCAAUAGGGCUGUGCUGCACAUCUUGAAUAUCCUCAGGGACGAACCGAAACUCCACAAGCGACUAUCCGUGCCCAAAUCGCACUACGGCGUCAUAUCAAAGCACUAUGGGGAGCUGGUAGGCGUUAAUCUAGAUCUGAAUCGCAUGCGAUAUUCUUACCCACCGGCCCUUCCCCGCGCGAUGCGAAUGUGUGCACGCCAUCAGCGCUUGGCUGUUUUGCCCAUACUUGUGACGGGUGUAGAGGCCCACCAUUGUGUCGUCCUCGUCGUCGAUUUUGUUGCCCGUACCGCCGAGGUUUGGGACCCCGCGGUGCUUCCGGGACAAGUGGGAUUCGGGGCUGAAGGCGUCAUUGUGCGAGAUCUACUUAUCGCGCUCGGGCUCGGCGACUUCAACUAUGUACCCCCCACGGAAGCGGCCCCAUCUGGGAAAGGGCCUCAAGCGUUCACGAAUAUCGCAUAUGGAUCGGACUCUCUCUGCGUCGACUGGUGUGCCUUGCUCAUACAUUUGCGGCUGCUCAACCCGAAAUAUAGCCUUCACGACAUCACGCAAGAGCUUUACGCAAACUUUGGUGGCCCGCAGGAGUUGGGAAGGUUGAUCAUCUCCUACUCGAAAUGGGUGCACUCGACAGUAACCCAAGAUGAUUACGAUGACUUCACCAAGAUCUCCCCUCCAUUGCCAGACUGCAUUGUUCAUGGCGUCUUGCCACAAGUCACUCGUUAUCUCGGAUCGGUCGAGCACGAGGACAGCCCACACCCUCUGGAAGAGAAUGUGAAAAGAGAAUGGCGGCUCAGGGAGGAAAACCGAGCCAAGUAUGGAAUGUAUGAAAAGUUUCCUCAACGCGAGAGAGUGGGAAAAGAGAAUGGCGGCUCAGGGAGGAAUACCGAGCCAAGCAUGGAAUUUAUGAAGAGUUUCCUCGACGCGAGAGAAUGUGAAAAAGAGAAUGGCGGCUCAGGGAGGAAUUCUCAGGGAGGAAUAGCGAGCCGAGCAUGGAAGGUUUCCAUCGUGAAUGUCGAUUCCUGUGGCUUAUCGUACUUGAGACAUACCUGCCCAAUGGAGACGCCCAACGUGGAGCAGGUCAAACUUGGGCGGCGAUGCCAAUAUCGACAAAAACAGGAAGUGUUGCGCGUAACACUUCUCGCCUACGGGAGUUCACAUACAGCGGCGGCAAAAAGCCCUUUCAUCUGCGGUUUCUUGGUGUAGUUGGUUAUCAAAUCUGUCCACUCUUUUUGAUGGUUCCAGAUCGGGAAUGUUUUGUUGGCGUCGAUGAGGGAUGACUCGAUCGAGCUGGCGACGACGUCCGAGCUUCGACCCUGAUGCGAACUCGGCACGUCGAGUUUGAGUCGAAACCCAGCCUGCAGUUGUUAGUA